Messenger RNA from Klebsormidium nitens, 1659 nucleotides. The record is from the annotation of a GenBank genome assembly. Lineage: Eukaryota; Viridiplantae; Streptophyta; Klebsormidiophyceae; Klebsormidiales; Klebsormidiaceae.
AUGCGGAGAGUGGCAGCUCUUGGCAAUGUGCUGUUGCUGGCAGUCGUGUUUCCUAGCGGCGGAGAUGCCACUCGAACAGAGGGCCCGGAGGUUCAUAGCACCAAAGUGGCGGGGCUUUCGACGCUUCGUUACUGGCUUGCAAACGGGACGAAGGUCGCGCUUCCUCUCCAGGACUUCCAAUCGGGGACAGGUGGGCAGACCUUCUCCUUCAACCUGACCGUCGACAAAGAGACGACUGAACUGGGCUUCUUCGCAGUCACCCAAGACAAUCGCUGUAACGUCACCCUCACCACAGCAGCUCCGGUUACGUCCGCUCUGCCGCCCAGCUUCCCUUUCCAUCCCCUCCUGUGGCGGAGCGACUCCGCCUUCCGUUUGGCAAACGUAACGCAACCAGCGCGCUUCAGCAUCAGCGUUACGUCGAGACAUGGCCGUGUGCCGGUGAUCUAUGUCGUCGAGGUUACGCGGGCCGAAGGGAAGCUCAGCACCUUGGGGCGGCUGACGGCCAGCUUCGACGGACGCAAGGUUGACGUCAGCCUGAAAGAUCCGGAAUACGUGCAGGUCCCAGGCAUUCAAGCCUCAACAAAUUUCGUUCUCCUCGAAUGGACGCCGUCGGAUUCCGCCGCGCUCACGACCUAUCGCGAAUACGACCCCGUGCUUUGGGACCUCAUCGCUUAUGGGCGCGGCACGUCUUACAAGCUGGCGCUGACGAAAGGAGCCGACGUCAGCGUGACCCUCGAAGUGACGCCCGAGGACAGUUUGGCCGCGCCCGCUACGUCGUAUUCCGUCAGCGUCAGGGUUCCGGUCGCCGGAACGGAACUGAAAGACGUGGAAGUAAGCCCGGCUGGCUUGCUCGAACCCCCGUUCUCUCCAAGCGUCUACUUCUACAAGCUGCGCUUGCCCAGCCACGUGGACAACUUCACUCUUGCCACGUGGACGCUUCGCAACGAUUCGACGGCAAGCAUCCUGUACAUGGGCGUGAACGUCACGGGAACGGAAAACGUGACGGCGGCAGAGAUCCCGGCAGAUGCCGGGACUGUUUUCAUCGACGUGAAGAACGCGCAAGGGAAGCGGUCGAGAAACAUGUACGAGAUCGAUACGGUGCACCUACAGGAUUACGAGAUGCUGCCGUUCUUGGAUCUGAAAGCGAGCCGCCUCGAGGACUCUCGGCACAGGAAAAAGCCUUCCUGCGAGCACACACCUGGCUUCUACGACGGCCUCACUGCCGCUGUCGGGGACGAGGUCGAGUUCCAGAUUACCGCGAACUGCAGCCGCUUCGCCGCCACUUUUGGCGGCGACCGUUCUCUGUGCCAUGGGCUGGACGGCUUGCGUUUGGAGCUCGUGCUGGUCGCCCUCUCUAACGGCACCGUUACGCGGACCAACGUCACGGCAACGGUCGGAGAAGGCCGUUUCCGGUCCCGAUUCGCGGAUUCCGGCGCGGAAUAUUCCGUGCAAGCGGGGCUCGUGGCUUGCGAGGAAGAGCCGGAGCGGUGUUCAGCGGAUUCAUACCGACGGCUUGCGCUUUCGCAGACUCUUCUGGUCGUACCGGCAGUACCGCAUCCGGACCGCUCGCCCCACGCCCCCUUGCCUGAGAUAGUAGCCACUAACAGGACGUCAGCAAAGCAGCCGUCUGGCGGGAGACGAGCAGCUGAACGGCCCUAG